AUGGUGAAUGCUUGUUUGGACCAAAACCCAUUUUUUGUAAUAGUUAUUUUCUUCGGUUUCUCCGUCGAUUCAUCUAGUGGGUCAAACAUUUUUCUUUGUAUCUCAGAUCUGGAAGAAACAUUCGUACUUUUCAAAUCCUGUGACAUUCAAUCGGCAAUAACUGUAACAAAGCUUGGAGAGCAUUCUAAAUCUGCAAUUGAAGUUAAAAGAUCAAGCGAAAACACCUAUAGAUAUUUUCAUUCCAAUGUGAAGCAAAAUUUAAAACAAACUUCCACUUUUGUCAAUCACGCCGCAAAUGCUUGGCACGAGAAUAGAAAAAAGUGGGUCGGCGAUAAGUCUCAGAAUUCCCCAAGAACGCCUAAGGAUCCAAUUAUUAGCUGGUCGACAUCAUAUGAAGAUCUGCUUUCUACUGGCGAACCUUUUGCGGAGCGCAUACCAUUGCCUGAGAUGGUAGAUUUCUUAGUUGAUAUUUGGCUUGAUGAAGAAGGCUCCUUUGACUAA
Messenger RNA from Vicia faba (fava bean), 501 nucleotides. The record is from the annotation of a GenBank genome assembly. NCBI's taxonomy places the organism in Eukaryota, Viridiplantae, Streptophyta, Magnoliopsida, Fabales, Fabaceae.